AACUAGUGUGCAUAUAUCGUGUCAUUAAACCGAACGUGCCUGAAAAUGUCGGCCAGAAACCCAGGAGUUGAGUAUGAUUCAAGUUGGUUUGAUAAUAUUUAUGUCAAUCUACCGGCUGUCAAGCGCAGAGCAGAAACUCUUGGGACCCGCAGAACAGUCAAGAAGCAAUGGCAAGCAGCAUGGCUGCUGCGCGCUGUAACGUGCAUCGAUUUAACGACUUUGGCAGGGGACGAUACCCCCUCAAAUGUGUCAAGAUUGUGUUUCAAGGCAGCAAAUCCUGUCGGGAAAGAUAUCCUGAAAGCAGUUGAGAUGGAAAAUGAAGGCAUUUCAGUGGGAGCUGUAUGUGUGUACCCCAACAGAGUAGCGGAAAGCGUGAAGUUCCUCAGGGCCGCAAAUCGUUCUGAUAUUCCUGUCGCCUCUGUAGCAACAGGAUUUCCAACGGGACAAGUGCCCCUCAAAACUCGUCUGGAGGAGAUUAGAAUGGCAGUAGCAGAUGGAGCCAAAGAAAUUGACAUUGUCAUCAAUCGCCAGUACGCUUUGGAGGGAAAUUGGAAAGGGGUGUAUGAGGAGGUGCGUAUGAUGAGGGAGGCUUGCGGAGAGGCUCAUAUGAAGACCAUCUUAGCCACUGGUGAGUUAGGCUCCAUGGUAAAUGUUUACAAAGCAAGUAUGGCUUGUAUGAUGGCAGGAGCAGACUUCAUCAAAACCUCAACAGGAAAAGAAGGAGUAAACGCCAUCUUGCCCGUGGCUUUAGUUAUGGUGCGAGCCAUUCGAGAGUACCACCAGCGAACUGGACAGAAAGUAGGGUUUAAACCUGCAGGUGGAAUAAGGAGUGCCAAAGAUGCUUGUACAUGGUUGUCCCUGAUGAAGGAGGAGCUUGGAGAUGAAUGGUUGUCUCCUCAUUUAUUUCGUUUGGGGGCCAGCUCCCUUCUGAUUGACAUAGAGAGACAGCUUUUCCAUUAUGUAUAUGGUAGAUAUGCUGCAACACAUGAAAUCCCAUUGUCAUAGACCUGGAUAAAGGUGCUUCUAUAUUUAUCAGUAUGCUAGUCUUCAACUUUGUUUCCAAGUACAGUAAAUACAAGAGUAACUAGUGCUAAACAGAGUGAAUUUAUUACACUGCAGGUGGUUCAAUAAUCUCCCUGGUUGUCAUGUAGAUACAUAAUACAUUUGAUUAAUAAGGCAGUAUUUGAGACAUUCUACCCCAACCAUGUGCCAAGAAGCAUGAGACAUUUUACUGACUGUAGUCUCUUAAUUAAAAAUUGAACUUGAAAUAAUCCAUUGUUACCAGUAUUCCUACACAUGUUUAAACUGUGUGAAUGAUUAACUCGAUUACAAUAUAAAAGAAGUGUUUUGUGCA
Molecule: messenger RNA, 1354 nt
Organism: Ostrea edulis (European flat oyster)
Lineage: Eukaryota; Metazoa; Mollusca; Bivalvia; Ostreida; Ostreidae
Product: deoxyribose-phosphate aldolase-like
Exons: 2
Coding region: 46-1005 (319 amino acids)
Biological process (GO): carbohydrate catabolic process; deoxyribonucleotide catabolic process
Cellular component (GO): cytoplasm
Molecular function (GO): deoxyribose-phosphate aldolase activity
Source: RefSeq, a predicted model, not a curated record